This is a messenger RNA of Anisakis simplex (herring worm), 594 nucleotides long. Lineage: Eukaryota; Metazoa; Nematoda; Chromadorea; Rhabditida; Anisakidae. The record is from the annotation of a GenBank genome assembly.
GUGUUAUGCGGCAGUGGUAGUGCAUCGAGUCAUGAUUAUAUCGAAGAUUACGUGUGCUUGGGAGGUCCUGAAGCUCGUGUGCGCAAUGCAAGGUUGUCAUUUUAUAGUGGGCAUGCAUCGACGGCGAUGAAUGUGGCCGUGUUUUGUGUGAUGUAUUUGCAAGCGCGUUUACCGAGAAGAAUUUACGGCAUCUCCUUAUUGCCUCUAUUUCAAACGAUGUUAAUUGGUGGCGCCCUUUUGGUGGGAUAUUCGAGGGUGUCAGAUAACAUGCAUCAUCCAACCGAUGUUAUGGUAGGGUUCGCUGCGGGACUCAUGGUGGCCUUAGUUUCGGCGAAAUCUAUUCUUGUUUAUGUUGGUGGGCCGGUAGGGUGUAGGUUUGUGGCGGAUGGGGCAGUGGGGGUUGUGGUAAUUCGCCCAUUGAGAGUUUUGGCGAGUCGUCCGUACCCGAGUUGUAUUUGGGGUGUCGUCGAUUUGCCAAAAGCGAUUCAUUUUGCGCAAUUGUUCCGGCGGCGUAACGUCGUGUACCACAGCGAUGACGAGUUGAUUCCGUUUGCCGCAGCGGAAUCUGGGCAGGUGAUAAGAACGAUGGGUUAG